GCGACCGGCUCUUCCGAGAUGAAGCGCACGGUGCCGCUUCAACGUCGAUGUCUGGUUGGAGAAGAUUUAAUUCAAGCUUUGCUAAGUGUCCUUCCUCAAAUGUGAAGUCGUCAUCAUUCGGUCUGCUUCCUUUUUCUAAACGUUUUCUCCUGGAUUGUUUUCUGAUUCGCUCAUGAACCAACUUGUCUCAAAACUGAAAUGUUUUUUUUUCUCCUCCCGGAGGUGCAGGUGAGAGAGAGUCCGAGAGGCAACCGGCACAGAUCUACUGCAUCCGAAGUGGAAGAAAGAUGAGCAGCACAGCGACAACCGAGAAGGCCGACGUGAGCGGAGACACCUGGACUCUGCACACGGAGGGCAUCCCCGCCGACACGCUCAGCCAGGUGCAGAGGUACCUGGAGCGUUUCCAUCUGACCCGGGAGAAGCUCCAGGAGGUGUCUGCUCGGCUGAGGAAGGACCUGACUCGGGGUUUGGGGAAACACUCUCACCACAAGGCGCCCGUGAAGAUGCUGCCCACCUUCGUCAGGGCCACGCCGGACGGGACGGAGAAGGGCGACUUCCUGGCGCUGGAUCUCGGUGGAACGAACUUCCGGGUGCUUCAUGUGCGCGUGGUGGAGGAGCAGCAGAAGGUGCUGAAGAUGAACAGUCAGAUCUGCGCCAUCCCGAAGGAAAUGAUGCAGGGGACCGGAGAAGAGUUGUUCGACCACAUCGCCGCCUGUCUCAACGACUUCCUGCUCUCUCAGAAUCUGAAGGGACAAACGCUUCCUCUGGGUUUCACCUUCUCCUUCCCCUGUGAGCAGAAAGAAAUCGACAAGAGCAUCCUGAUCCGAUGGACCAAAGGCUUCAACUGCUCCGGAGUGGAGGGCGAAGAUGUGGUGAAGUUACUGAAGGAGGCCAUUCACAGGAGAGGGGACUACGACAUAGGCUCAGUUGCCAUGGUGAACGACACAGUGGGCACGAUGAUGAGCUGCGGCUUCAGAGACCAGAGCUGUGAGAUCGGCAUGAUCAUCGGCACGGGAACCAACGCCUGCUACAUGGAGGAGAUGAAGAACGUGAAGCGCGUGGAGGGCGAGGACGGGCGCAUGUGCAUCAACACGGAGUGGGGCGGCUUCGGGGACGACGGCUCCCUGAGGGACAUCCAGACGGAGUUCGACGUCGCGGUGGACGAGGCGUCCAUCAACCCCGGCGUCCACACCUUUGAGAAGAUGAUCAGCGGCAUGUAUCUGGGUGAGAUCGUUCGGCUUCUGCUGGUGAGGCUGACGGAGGAGCGGCUGCUGUUCGGAGGACGCGCUUCGGACGCGCUGCUGACCCCGGGGGCCUUCGAGACAAAGUUCAUCUCCGAGAUUGAGGAGCCGGACAACGGCCUGGAAAACUCUCAGAGAGUCCUGAGCGAGUUUGGCUUGAAGUGGGACACGGUCGACUCCCGCGUGGUGCGCCUGGUUUGCGACGCCAUCUCCUCCCGCUCCGCCCGCCUGUGCGGCGCCGCCCUGGCGACCCUGGCCAACCGCAUCCGGGUCAACCGUCGGCUGGAGCGUCUGAAGACCACCGUGGGGGUGGACGGGACGGUCUACAAGAAGCACCCCAAUUUCAGCGAGGAGCUCCACAACACGGCGCGCCUCCUCGCCCCCCAGUGUGACAUCACCUUCCUCGUCUCGGAGGACGGCAGCGGGAAGGGCGCUGCCAUGGUGACGGCUGUGGCGCAGCGGCUGGCUCGCCAGUCCCGCCUGUUGGAGGAGAGUGACGGUGAGGUCGACGAUGAUGAAGAGGAGGAGGAGGAGGAGGAAGACCAAUAGAGACUCGGAAGUAGAUGGUGCACAAUUAUUGUUUGAUUUUUUUUUUUUAAGCUGAACUUAUAAAUCAGUAAGUUUUGUUUCGCCACAACAGUGAGUCAAACUUUUGUUGCUCAGCAAAGGAAGGAAGAAAACUAGUAACCACGGAUGUAAGAAAUACUGCAAACGUCAUGCAGAAUUUAGAAAGCAUUCACACAAUGAAUCCUUGGUGAUUAUAAACAUGACUUUUGUCUCCACAAGCCCCCCCCCC
Molecule: messenger RNA, 2037 nt
Organism: Pungitius pungitius (ninespine stickleback)
Lineage: Eukaryota; Metazoa; Chordata; Actinopteri; Perciformes; Gasterosteidae
Product: hexokinase-2-like
Exons: 12
Coding region: 288-1790 (500 amino acids)
Biological process (GO): intracellular glucose homeostasis; glycolytic process; glucose metabolic process
Cellular component (GO): mitochondrion; cytosol
Molecular function (GO): D-glucose binding; glucokinase activity; ATP binding
Source: RefSeq, a predicted model, not a curated record